Messenger RNA from Xyrauchen texanus (razorback sucker), 1253 nucleotides. Its product is annotated as fibronectin type III domain-containing protein 4-like. The record is from RefSeq and is a predicted model, not a curated record. Bases 120 to 749 code for a protein of 209 amino acids. The transcript is spliced from 7 exons. Gene Ontology annotation, molecular function: protein binding. Lineage: Eukaryota; Metazoa; Chordata; Actinopteri; Cypriniformes; Catostomidae.
AUGUGUGAGUCUAAUGCAUAUUAUUUAUAGUCGUAUAAUUGCUGGAGAGAUGUCAAGUUCACGUUACCUUUCCUUGGAAAUUGGUGUCACUCAUCUGGAUUGACUCUUUUAAGGAAGAUAUGGUUUCUCUCCUCACUUUUGGGAGCCUGCUUUUGACUUUGUUUGGAUGUCACAUCUGCUUUGCAGUUGCAAACCGACCGGCUGCUCCUGUCAAUGUCUCUAUUACUCACCUGCGGGACGAUUCCGCCACUGUGUCCUGGAAUAUUCCGGAGGGAGAGACUGUAAUUGGCUUUGCCAUCUCACAGCAGCGUCAGGAUGGACUGAUGCAGCGUUUCAUUCGUGAGGUGAACACAACUAGUCGAGCUUGUGUACUUUGGGAUCUCGAUGAAGACAUUGAUUAUAUCAUCCAAGUCCAGUCGGUUGGACUUUAUGGAGAGAGUCUAGCCAGCAAAAAGAUUCACUUCAGAACGCUUAAGAAAUCUGAACAUUUUCAGUCCAGCAUGAUGGAUCAAGAAGACCCUGCGGUUGAGGGUUUAGACAUAUCCAGACAUCUACAGACCGAAGAGAUACUGAUCAUUAUGACUGUGCUACUAAUGUGGGCAGCUGUGAUUGCGCUCUUCUGUAAGCAGUACGAUAUCAUCAAAGAUAACGACUCCAACAACCACAGUAAAGAGAAAACCAAACCUCUGUCCGAGCAGAGUACACCAGAGUACCAUAAUGGAGGCCUGUUGGGCAGCAAGCAUGUUUAACAGCAUUAAACGGCAUGGUGUCGAUUUCAGUGAAGUGCUUCUAUGGGCGUAGAGCCAACAAAAGUACCUCUGUUCCAGUAGACAUCAUCUUCUGUUAGCAUCAUCAAGGUAUCAUCAACAGAUCUGUCAACGGAUAUCAACUCUUUAUUUGAUAUUCUUGACAAGCGUCAAAGGCAAUAGUAACUUGGACUUCCUCUCGAAUUGGGAAUCAUGAAUCAGUAUACGAGUAUUCUGUGGAAUAUUCCAAUAAAGCACACUGAACAUGCUGUACCUCUUCUUCAAUGACAAGGAACUAUACGGCCGGUCACAAGAGGAGAUUUCGGUGCUAUGGAUGUUGUGAAGUUCACAGUAGAGAUCUGUGUGAAUGGUUUUGUUUUGUGAAGGUGUUACCAUGAAAAAGGAUUAUGAAUCAAAACAAUCAUUCAUUAUUGUAAACUAUGACAACAGAUCCAUCAGUGGCCACAGGAGCGGCUUUAUAUUAUGCAUUAUGCAUUUCUCACUGCA